This is a messenger RNA of Fragaria vesca subsp. vesca, 1905 nucleotides long. Its product is annotated as pentatricopeptide repeat-containing protein At3g22470, mitochondrial-like. Gene Ontology annotation, molecular function: protein binding. The transcript has a single exon. The record is from RefSeq and is a predicted model, not a curated record. The coding region runs from base 1 to 1905 and encodes 634 amino acids. NCBI's taxonomy places the organism in Eukaryota, Viridiplantae, Streptophyta, Magnoliopsida, Rosales, Rosaceae.
AUGUCAUGCUCUUCAAGAAGUGCUGCUUCAAAAGGCAAGCUUUCGUCUUUAUUCUCAAACACAGAAAGACCCACUUCUUCAAAUUCAACCAAGCUUUCAUCUUUAUCAACAAACCAAGUUGCAGCUAAACCCACUUCUUCAACUCCCACAACGUCAGCAAAAGACCCAAUUCCCAGUGUUCCAAUCCAAACCCCACUUGAAAGUUUCCUCCAAACCAAUUGUAAGUCAGGUGAUUUCACUCUCAAUGAAGCAGUUCACUAUUUUGACCACAUGAUUCAUAUGCAACCUCUUCCUCGAAUGGCAUCAUUCAAUCGUUUGUUAGGUGGACUUGCCAAGAGUAAGCAUUACUCUCAUGUUUUCUCAUUUUGCAAUAAGUUAACGUCUUCUGGGUUGUUGCCUGAUUUCAUUACGCUUAAUAUUUUGCUCAAUUGCUUUUGUAAUGUGAAACGGGUUUGUGAUGGUUUGGUGGUUCUGGGAAGUAUGAUUAGGAGGGGUUAUAGACCAAGUGCUGUGACUUUUACUUGUUUGGUUAAAGGGUUGUGUGUGGAGGAUAGGAUUGAUGAGGCAUUGAUGUUGUUGGAGAAAAUGGUCAAGUUUCAGUGUCAGCCUACUGUGAUGACUUGUGGUACUUUGAUUAGUGGCUUGUGCAGAGCUGGCAAGACUAGUGUGGCACUUAGGUUACAUGAAGAUAUGGCUAAGGGGAAUGGCGGAUUUGGUGUUUACUGUAAGCCGAAUGUGGUGACUUAUGGGAUUAUUAUUGAUAGGCUUUGUAAGGAUGGCAGGAUAGAUGAGGCAAAAGAACUUUUCGUAGAAAUGAAAGAUAGAGAAAUUCUUCCUGAUGUGAUUGUGUAUAGUGCUCUGAUUCAUGGUUUGUACUAUAAUAAAAAAUGGGAAGCAGGCAAAGCGUUGUUGCAUGAGAUGGUGCAUUGUGGUAUCAAGCCUAAUCUGGUGACGUUCAAUGUGCUAAUAGCGGCACUUUGCAGAAGGGGAAAUGUGAAUGAUAGCAGGGAUUUGCUAAAGCUUAUGAUACAAAGAGGCAUUAGUCCUGAUUUAUUUACAUACAACACUUUGAUAGAUGGCUUCUGUUUGGCUGGAUACCUUAAUGAAGCGAGAGAGCUGUUUCAUGCAAUUUCAAGUAGAGGGUGUCAACCUGAUGCUGUUAGCUACAAUGUGUUGAUCAGUGGAUACUGCAAAUAUUGGAAGAUACAUGAAGCUGUCAAUAUUUACGAGGAAAUGAUCUGCAAAGGAGUUAGUCCAACAGUAGUAACUUAUAAUGCCUUACUAACUGGUCUGUUUAAGUUAGGAAGAGUUCAGGAUGCACAGAAGCUGUUUUCUGAGAUGCAAAGUCAGAACGUGCUACCUAAUUUAUCUACAUAUAAGAUAUUGUUGGACAGGCUUUGCAAAAAUGAUUGCAUACCAGAGGCAACAGAUAUAUUUCAUACAUUAGAAAACAGCCGCAGCUGUAAACUUAGCGUAGAAAUUUUUAAUUCACUUAUUAAUGGGUAUUGUAAGGCACGGAAGCUUGAAACUGCUUGGGAUCUAUUUCACAAAAUGUCAGGAAAGGGCCUGGUACCAAAUGUUAUAACAUAUAGCAUGAUGAUUCAUGGGCUCUGUAUAGAAGGACAACUCGAAAAGGCAAAUAGUUUGUUUUUGGAAAUGGAAGGCAAGGGUUGUGCUCCAAACCUCGUCACUUUUAAUACCCUUAUGCGUGGUUUCUGCCAAAAUGAUGACUUGGAAAAGGUUGUUGAACUUCUUCAUAAGAUGUCGGAAAGAAAUCUGUCACCAGAUAUCUCUACAACCUCCAUUGUCAUAGACUUACUCUCGAAGGAUGAAAGCUAUCGCAAAUGUUUGGACUGGCUUCCAAAAUUUAGCCAAUUGAAAGAUGAGGUGCAAAAAUUCAAGUAA